This is a messenger RNA of Schizosaccharomyces octosporus yFS286, 1292 nucleotides long. RefSeq names its product Smc5-6 complex non-SMC subunit Nse3. Bases 87 to 1094 code for a protein of 335 amino acids. Gene Ontology annotation, cellular component: nucleus. The record is from RefSeq and is a predicted model, not a curated record. Gene Ontology annotation, biological process: DNA repair. NCBI's taxonomy places the organism in Eukaryota, Fungi, Ascomycota, Schizosaccharomycetes, Schizosaccharomycetales, Schizosaccharomycetaceae. The transcript has a single exon.
AAUCGUUUCAAAACGCGAAAAGUGCCAGGACUGGUAGAAUUUCUUGUUAUUCUUUAUAAAUUCCUUUCUUUUUGAGUCAAAAUGAAAUGAGUCAAUUCGAUGAUCUGCAUAGGAAAAGAUCUAGGAACGAAGAAACAAGCAGUUCUCGUGGUGCGCGUUUAACCGCAUCGCAAAUUAUUGCUGACGAUGAAGAGGGAUCAGAGAGUGAAGGAUAUAUAGACGAUGACUUGGAGAGUCCGAAUGACGAUCCAUCAAUUCGACAAGAAUCCGGACGCACUUCCUCUGAUAGAAACCGCAGAAAGAAAAGCAAACCGAAUGCCGGCUCCAAAGCGCUGGAUGAACUAGACAAAGGCGAAACAGACUCUAUGAAUUUCCAAAUGCUCGUUAGAAAUAUUGUACGUCUUGCCAUUUGUUCCCAAAGUUCCCAUCAGGCUCUUUCACGAAAGGAAGUGAUACAGCGGGCAUUCCCACAAGGAAGUUCUCGAAGCUUGUUUCAGCCAGCGCUAGAAGAGGCAAACCAUCAGCUUCGUACUGUGUUUGGAUUUCAACUAGUGCUAGUAAAUCCCUCGGACAGAACAAAGGAAAUGGCCAUUUCCCAACUCCGAAAACAACAUACCUCAAAUUCUUCGUCUUCUUCUAAUCUCCCAAAGUAUUGGGUACUUAAAUCCUCCCUCAGUCCUGAGUACUGCAAUGAUCAACGACUUGUUCCUGACUCCAUAGCUGAUACUUCAUUUCUCGGAUUUUUAAUGCUUACCGUUUCCCUUGUUGCUGUUUCCCAUGGAUACCUUAGAGAGUUAGACCUAAAAUCUCACUUGGAUACCUUGUUAUCUUCUGAUACUACUCCUUUUCAACUAGAUUUAGAUCGAUCUCUCAAUCUUCUUGUCAGAUUUGGUUAUUUGGACCGCGUAAAGGAUGACACACAUAAUCAAUUUGUUUACUACGUCGGCUCACGUUCCGAUACGGAAAUUGGUAAACAAGGAUUAAAAGCGUUUCUUUCAGAAUUUGUUCAAGGUACCAACCUUGACGAAGUUUUGUCUGGCUUUACCGAUGAUAAGUCGGAAAAUAUUCCCAAUACAAAUGAAAGCGGAAACUGAAAAUCACUGCUUGCUUUUCUUUUCAUUCGUUUAUAGAAAUUUUUCUUUUGAAUACCCUCAUUUCCUUUACAUAUAUCAUAUUCAUAAUGAAAUUCAAUUCAAUUCAUCGCGUCCUAAAGAUCUAUCAAUAUUAUAUAUUUACAAAAGAAAUAUCAACUAACUAUAAUUAAAGAAUGAAAUGACCAUAUGCAUAGUGUA